AUGGAAUCAUCACCUAGCAAUGGUGAAGUAGCUGUCUUCACAGACACAAACAUGGGCACUCACAUUGCCAUGGGCAUCUCUCCUGACAUCAUUGUUGCCGAUUUCAAGAGAGAGCUGGAGAAAAGGCACAUCGAUUGUUUUCCAGAAUUGGGAGAGAUUAAAGUUUAUGAAUUAAUGGUAAAGAGAAAGAACUGCUUCUACCACCUUCCGGAGUCACUGCCUAUAAAGUAUGCUUUUCAGGGUCUCAAAGGAAAUUGGUUUCUCCAUGUGACAGUAAGGCCUCCAAAUAGCUUUGCAAAUCAACACUUACCCCAGUGUCUAGCUGCAAAGAAUGACCAUAUUUCUGAUGGUAGCAAUGCCAUUGGCUCCCUCAUUACAAACACCAGAAAAAAUGGUAUGAUAUGUAAUGGUAAUAACAAGGGGAAAAAAGGAUUACUUGGCAUCAAACCACCAGCAGAACUUCCGAAAACUAUCCCUUGUUUUGAGAAAAGUAAGGAAAAGAAGAGACUGGCUGACAUCGACAAGGAAUUUGAUAGAAGUGAAAAAUCCCCAAAUCUUGCUGCCAAAGAGUGCUCUGGUUUACUUUCACAUAGAAAUGAAGUUAAGCGUGCAGCAGCAGAACAUCCAAAAACUGUCCCUUGUUUCAAGAAAAGGUGCAAGGAAAAGAAUAAACUGACUGACAUCAACCAAGAAUUCGACAGAAGUAAAAGUGCUCCAAAUGUCGUUGACAAAGAGUCUGCUGGUUUACUGACACCUAGAAAUGAAGUUGAGAAUGCAACAACACCAGAAGCACUCACAAAAACUGUCACUUGUUUCAAGAAAAGGAGUAAGGAAAAGAAGAGAAUGGCUGGCCUCAAUAAGGAAUUUGAUAGAAGAAAAAAAGCUCCAAAUCUUGCUGCCGAAGAGCACUCUGGUUUACUGACACCUAGAAAUCCAGUUAAGCCUGCAACCUUUUCCUGCUCAAUGGCGGAGACACCCACAGAGAGGCCACAAGAAGUAAUAUUUGCUAAAAUUAAUGAUUUCUCAUAUACUCAACUUUAUACCUCACCACAGUUUGACAGUAGAACGCCUCCUAGAACACCGGCUUCUCCAUUGUCAACAAAUCUUCGACCUGGAAAUUCAGGGAAUAAGCUAGAAACGACUUCUGCAGUUGGGAAACGCAUAAUGACGGCUGCAAAUAAGCUCAAAAUUCCUGCCAAUAAACGGAGACCGGCGCUUUCUUCCUAUAGAUUCAGAGGUCUCUCCAGGGCUUCAUCUACAGUUAUGAGAUCAAUCUUUGAUAUCAGUGACAAUGAUGAAUGA
Dovyalis caffra is the source of this 1302-nucleotide messenger RNA. The record is from the annotation of a GenBank genome assembly. Lineage: Eukaryota; Viridiplantae; Streptophyta; Magnoliopsida; Malpighiales; Salicaceae.